This is a messenger RNA of Anopheles bellator, 1304 nucleotides long. RefSeq lists its product as uncharacterized. The coding region runs from base 243 to 1187 and encodes 314 amino acids. The record is from RefSeq and is a predicted model, not a curated record. The transcript is spliced from 3 exons. NCBI's taxonomy places the organism in Eukaryota, Metazoa, Arthropoda, Insecta, Diptera, Culicidae.
CACUUUUGUUUUUGAUCCCCUGCUGUGCCCUGACCUUUUGCAGUGCGACAACGUUUUAACCAUAUCAUCCUAGAGGCCCUACUACGGGCCGGCAGCAAUCCCUUAAUGACCACCCGUCCACAUGCUGUAAUGCCUUUAAUUUUCUUUUUUUUUAUUUUCCACGAUUCCCAUUCUAUCCGGUUCCGGUUCCACUAGCAGAGCUCCGACGGAAGCGACAGAAAGUCGGCUCAUCGAAUGUGGGCAUGGGGGUCACGAAGGUUCAGGCAAGCAUGAACGCCGGGUCCGUUCCGAAAAUGUUCAAACUUGACGAUGAUGCAGGAACGAGCAGUUUAAUGCCUCAGGGACUGUACAACUACAAUCACAAUUCGUUAUUCAUGCACAUGCCAAAAGAGGAAAUUAAGCACGAGCCAGGAGAGUCUCCGAAGCACAAUGCCACAAACCAGUACCAGUUGCAACCGAUGCAAGGGAUGAUGAACACCCAGAGUACUUCUCCGGGACCCGAUCGGUCACCGUCGAACCUCACUCCGUCGCCAGUGAUGAUGGGUGGUCCGAUUUCUCCACACGAUCCCGGUAGCAUAACGCCAACACCGCCCGCAUACACCACGUUGAACGGACCGGUGGGCAAUCUUUACUUCGAAGCAACCAUGGCCAACCCACAGCACCUUCCCAACGCCACCAACCCCAUGUUUGACCUGAGCAUGCCCGGGCCGUCCAACGGCUGGGUACAACCAGUACCAACAACGAAUCAAAACGGUCUCAACCGGCCCAUGGAUCAAACGCCUCUGAAUGUUGGAAGCUUCGGUUCGUUACCACUGGUCGGAGAUCCAACCCUGGGCAUGGUGUCUACCAGUGUCCCCAACAACGUUACCAACCAGUCCAUGAGUUGCCUUCCGUCCAUGAAUUCCGACAUCAACCUCAACAUGGUGGACUUUGAGCCGGUGCUGAACUCAUCCGAGAUACGGUACGUCCUGGGAACGUUCUCCAACUCGGACCUAAACCGGUUGGCGCAGGUUGCGCAAGGACAACCAACCGGCACCAGCUACCCGCAACAGAGCACAAACAUCCCGCAGCAAACGGUCAAGACACCGCUGGCGGGGCAGCAACAGCAGUUGCAACCGUUGCCCGAUCUUAACGACAACGACGAGGAGCUUACGGACAGCUUCACACGACUCAGCACCAACGAUUGAAACGGCAUGCGCCACACAUUCGAUGCCGCCCGUCCGGAAUGCUCAAACUCAGCGACCCAUCAGUAAUGUUCCCAUGUACAUGUGUCUAUUUGAUUGUUAAGUUUUUUUUACAUUAAA